GCCACCCCCGCGCAGCGCGAUGUGGAAGGGCCUGAGCGGGUCGCUACGUCCUGGCUGUCCCGCGGCCGCCGCGCCUGCGCAGUUACAAGCCCUGAGGCCGCGCGCACCGUGCCCUGUCUCGCGUUGCCGGGAUGCCGAAGCUGAGCAAAGAGGCCAAGCAGCGGCUGCAGCAGCUCUUCAAGGGCGGCCAGUUCGCCAUCCGCUGGGGCUUCAUCCCCGUCGUGCUCUAUCUAGGUUUUAAGAGAGGUGCAGAUCCUGGAAUGCCUGAGCCAACUAUUUUGAGUGUCCUUGAAUCCUCCAGCCCUAUCACAGCCUGCUCAAAGACUACAGAACUUGAGGAAGAAGCCAAGGAAAAACAAAGAAGAUUUGGUCAAAGCAGUUAUGAAUCAGUAUGCCAGAGAGAGUAAGAGGCUGCAGGACUGGAGAGAGAAAAUGCAUGAGUGGAGGGAAACACAGAGCAGGAGAAAGGAAUUGGCUACCAAGAAAAGCACAAAGCAGCUGAUAAGCCUCCUGGCGCGCCAGACGGACUGUAUGCAAUCUCUCGUAGCCAUGCAGGCAGAUCAGUACCGUGCUAACCCCC
Gopherus flavomarginatus (Mexican gopher tortoise) is the source of this 580-nucleotide messenger RNA. RefSeq names its product translocase of outer mitochondrial membrane 7 (gene TOMM7). Lineage: Eukaryota; Metazoa; Chordata; Testudines; Testudinidae. The record is from RefSeq and is a predicted model, not a curated record. Gene Ontology annotation, cellular component: mitochondrial outer membrane translocase complex. The transcript has 3 exons. Gene Ontology annotation, biological process: protein import into mitochondrial matrix. Bases 132 to 407 code for a protein of 91 amino acids.